Molecule: messenger RNA, 3338 nt
Organism: Onthophagus taurus
Lineage: Eukaryota; Metazoa; Arthropoda; Insecta; Coleoptera; Scarabaeidae
Biological process (GO): monoatomic ion transmembrane transport
Cellular component (GO): transmembrane transporter complex; membrane
Molecular function (GO): monoatomic ion channel activity; protein binding
Source: RefSeq, a predicted model, not a curated record
UUUAAUUUUUUUGUAGUAAGUGGGGAAAGAAUGAAGGUGAGAAUAACAAUUGUAAAAAUUAUAAAACAAAUUAUAAUUCCAUAAAAAUUGCUUAAAAAUUAUCAAAUGUAAAAUUUCAAUCAAAUCACGUAACAGGAAGUGGUACUUUAUCAGCACAUAUGCUAAGAAUUUGUUGUAUAAAUGUUCUAAAACUCAUAUCUUGGUCACUUGCGCGCUAGGAUAUGUGGUUAAAAUCGUUCCGCGAGUAACAAAAACAUUUAUAUUGCUAAUAAUUCUUUGGUGUCUGUAAUGUAAACAAGAUUUAACAAAGGAAUCUAUAAUAAAUAAAUUUAAAUACGUGAAGUUAUGUUCGAAUCUUUAUGAUAAGACAUAAAUAAAAAUGAAUGUCAACAUCUGGAUAUAAUAACGUACUCAAAUUUACUAAACUACUUUUCAUUUUCUUAAUUUAACUCAAACUUAGUACAUCCGAUUUGUUGUUUUCUUACCCUAGAACAUUAAUCGUUAAAUUUAUUGCUCAAUUUAACUUUUUACGUUAACAUUCGCAAAGCGAAUUCGCUUUCUAUACCCGGAGUGGAGUGUGUUUAUAAUUUUAUAUAUAGAUUUGUACACAUAGUAAAGUCUCGAGGAAAGAAGCUGGCCUCAGUCGGUUUCGGAGGUGCGAUGAGAGAACCGUAUCGUAUAAAAUUUUAGGAAAAUGUCGGCUAUAAACAUAGCAGUUUUGAACAACAACAGUCACAUAGCUGGUAAAAUUGAGGAACCAACACCGUUUUGGACCGAAGAAUCUGUAGUUGAAAAUGAAGAUUCUGGUCAAAGUUCGAUUGAAAUCGAUUCGGACGAUUCUGAUUCGCAAUGUGAGAUGAACGAAAUGUGCAGAAUAAAUCAACAGAUUUGGGAAGAUAACGAGAUUGUUGAAGAUUUACACGCUUUACCAGGUGUAGAUGAUCUUUUUGAAAAUAUUUCCAAAGAUAACAUAAACACGAAGGAUAAUUUAUCCAGUGCUUUAUUAAUAGCUUCAUGGUUGGCAAAAGAUAAAUUAAUUAAACGUUGUUUAGAUGAAGGUGUUGACCCUAAUGUUAUGGAUAUAAAAGGAAGAACACCACUUCAUUUAGCUUCUGUAUCGGGUGGACCAGAAUGUUUAAAGAUGUUAAUCGAACACGGCGCCGAUGUAAGAAAAUGGGAUCGAUUAUUUAAAGUAACUCCAUUACAUUGUGCAGCUAGUAAAGGACACAUUUGUUGCGUAAAAAUUUUAAUUAAACACGGCGCCGAUGUCAACGCAAAUCUUAGCCAGAAAAGUCCGUUACAUUACGCCGUUCAAAGUGAAGCCAUCGAAUGUAUUAAAGAAUUAUUAGAAGCUGGUGCGCUGCCAUACACUUCGCAGGUUUUUAGUGAAACUCCGUUACACGUGGCAGCAGCGAUGGGUUCUCCAGAAAUUUUAAAAUUACUUUUAAGUUACGGAGCAUCCGUUUCAGUUCAAUGUGGCGCCGAAAGACAAACUGCACUUCACUUGGCAGCCGCCGAUGGAGAGUUGAAAUGCGUUGAAAUUUUAUUAGAUUCUGGAGCGGACAUUGAGUCAAAAAAUCGAAAACAUCAAACUCCUUUACAUUUAGCGACGUUAUACCAAUCAACGGAAAUUUUAGAAUUAUUAUUAAAACGAGGAGCUAGUCCAAACGCCCGAGAUAUCGAUGGGAGGACACCUUUACACACCGCUAUUGUUAAAUUUUCUCGUUCUUGUGAUAUCCCCAAAACGCUAUUAAAUGCAGGAGCAGAUGUUAAUCAACCAGACAUUUAUGGUUACACUCCUUUACAUCUCGCCGCAUUAAACGAAUUCUCACAAUGUGUAAUGUUGUUAUUGAGUUUUGGAGCAAAUAUGACUGCAAGAACAAAUGGUGGAAUAUCAGCUUUAACAUUUAUAACAAGAAGAACGCCGGAUAUAAUUCCGAAAUUUCGCGCUAAAUUAGACACUUCGAUUCGAUUGAACGAUCACGAGAUAGGCGACGUCGAUUGUGAAUUAAAAUUAAAUUUUAAGGUUCUAGUUCCAUCCGUGGCAAACGGUGAAACUGAUUUACUGUUAAACUUCAUUGAAGUGGGACACAAAGAAAUUUUAAUGCAUCCGUUAUGCGAGACGUUUUUAUUUUUGAAGUGGAGAAAAAUAAGAAAAUUUUUCUUAUUCAGUUUAUUUUAUCACGCUUUAUUCGUUUUUUUGUUUACCGCUUAUAUUUUAGGGGUUUAUUUAAAAGGUUGCGUUAUUGAAAAAGUAAAUAAUUCAACAACAAAUGAUUCAAAUAAAGAUAUUCCUUGUGAAAUCCCAACUUCAUUAACAAUCGUCGCUUAUUUCUUAAUAAUAUUAAAUUGUAUGUUAAUGGGAAAAGAGAUCUUUCAAAUAACACACAGUUGGUUAAUUUAUAUUAAAGAAUGGGAAAAUUGGUUGCAAUGGUUAAUUAUAAUCAGCGUUUUUUGUUGUGUAUCGCCUCAUUCGAAUGAUUUAAAGUCAGAUUUAAGCGAAUGGCAACAUCACGUAGCAGCCAUUAGUAUCUUUUUGACAUGGCUUGAAUUGAUGAUGAUUGUAGGAAGGUUUCCCAUUUUUGGUCUUUAUAUUCAAAUGUUUAAAACCGUUUCAGUAAACUUUUCAAAAUUUCUUAUGGCGUAUAUGUGGUUAAUUAUGGCUUUUGGACUUAGUUUUGGUGUUCUCUGUUCUAAUUAUAAAGCAUUUAAAAAUCCUGCUUAUGCUUUAUUAAAAACAAUCAUUAUGAUGUCUGGUGAAUUAGAAUAUGAAGACGUUUUCUUUGACGAAGACGCUCCUAUAAUUCAUCCUUACACAGCGCAUCUUAUGUUAUUACUUUUUGUGGUUUUAGUGACGAUAAUUCUUGCUAAUCUUAUGGUGGGUUUAGCCGUUAGCGAUAUACAAGGUUUGCAAAGAAGCGCCGGUUUGGAUAGAUUGGUUCGUCAAGCAGAAUUAGUUGCGCAUUUAGAAAGUAUGUUAUUUUCAAAGUUAUUGUAUUGUGUUCCGCGCAGAUUAUUAGCUUGUUUACAUAAACAAGCUUUAUUGAUGAGAUCUGAUUAUGAUUGGGCUUUGUAUAUCAAACCAAACGAUCCGAGAGAACAAAAAAUUCCUAAAGAAAUUAUUAAAAGUAUUUAUAAACUGGUUGUAGGAAGAAAAGAUAAACAAAAACGAAAAAGGAGAAGUAAUAAAUCGAGAUGUGGCGAUAAAGAAUUAAUUUCUCGAGUUAAUUCAAAUACAAGUUCCAUAUCUAGAGAAAAAAUGUAAAUUUAUAUGUUGUUUUAAUUAAAUGUUUUAUACACAAAUUAUUGUGCUUACCAAUAAAUCACAAGUAAAACUC